CACCAACACCACCUCGAACCGCACUCCAUCACCACGAGAAGCGGCAACCGAAGCACAUCAGCGACUGCACAUCAGCGACUGCGCAUCCACAGACAACAGUAAUCACACUCACGCACGACCGCACAACAUGGCCGAGAGCCAAACUCCAACUUUCAAGCUCGUGCUUGUCGGUGACGGCGGCACCGGAAAGACCACCUUCGUCAAGCGCCAUUUGACCGGAGAGUUCGAGAAGAAGUACAUUGCCACGCUCGGUGUCGAGGUCCACCCACUUGGCUUCACCACCAACCUCGGCCAGAUCCAGUUCGAUGUGUGGGACACUGCAGGACAAGAGAAGUUUGGUGGUCUCCGUGAUGGCUACUACAUCAACGGCCAGUGCGGCAUCAUCAUGUUCGACGUCACAUCUCGUAUCACCUACAAGAACGUUCCAAACUGGCACCGCGAUCUCGUCCGCGUCUGCGAGAACAUCCCGAUCGUUCUUACUGGCAACAAGGUCGACGUGAAGGAGCGCAAGGUCAAGGCCAAGACCAUCACCUUCCAUCGCAAGAAGAACCUGCAGUACUACGACAUUUCGGCCAAGUCCAACUACAACUUCGAGAAGCCAUUCUUGUGGCUCGCACGAAAGCUUGUGGGCAAUCAAUCUUUGGAAUUCGUCGCUGCUCCAGCUCUUGCACCACCAGAGGUCCAGGUCGACCAGGCCGCCAUGGAGGCUGCACAGAAGGAAAUGCAGGAUGCGGCCAACAUGCCACUUCCUGACGAGGAGGACCCAGACUUGUAAACUGCUCAUAUUUACGACGCACGAAGUCACGGCUCGAUGAGCAAUCAGGCUUGGACGGAGCGGCACUUAGCGGGCCAGCGCUCGCGCUCACAGGCCUCUUAGCUGGAACAUGAAGGUCACAAGGACCAGGUGGAGGACAAUGGCCUAGCGGUUUGUGAGCUUUUCUCCAAAACUUCAGCGAUUUCACGACGACAGCAUGCUACGGCAUGUGCUCACACUCGCAGCUCAUGGAAGCGCGAGCAACAUUGCAAAGCGAUGGCGUUUCCCACCCAUACCAACAAGCUGCAUGAAUCUAGAUAGACGAAUCAUAUUGUAUUCAAAAGCACUUUGACUUGGUGUC
Pseudocercospora fijiensis CIRAD86 is the source of this 1115-nucleotide messenger RNA. RefSeq lists its product as uncharacterized. Gene Ontology annotation, biological process: protein import into nucleus; ribosomal subunit export from nucleus. Gene Ontology annotation, molecular function: GTP binding; GTPase activity. Bases 128 to 775 code for a protein of 215 amino acids. The record is from RefSeq and is a predicted model, not a curated record. NCBI's taxonomy places the organism in Eukaryota, Fungi, Ascomycota, Dothideomycetes, Mycosphaerellales, Mycosphaerellaceae. The transcript has 4 exons. Gene Ontology annotation, cellular component: cytoplasm; nucleus.